Ectocarpus sp. CCAP 1310/34 is the source of this 1404-nucleotide messenger RNA. Lineage: Eukaryota; Phaeophyceae; Ectocarpales; Ectocarpaceae. The record is from the annotation of a GenBank genome assembly.
AUGGGGGACGCUAUCAAAGAACUCAACCAGGAGCAUGGAGUAUCGGUGGAGAUUCUGAAGGGGAUCCUUCCCCCGUCAUGGGUUGAGUGGGCCUUAGAACCGACAGGAGAAACCGGAAGACGUCAGCCCACCGUUGCAGAACGGGCAGCACACGAUGGGGAAUCUACUACGCCGAGGAAAGCCCAGCACAAACUGGGCAAGGCGAUUAACAAGAUACAACUUGAAAAGUUCAUGGAGUCUCUGGAGCACCUCCCCCAGGAGGCGGUACCACCCACGCGGGACAACCCCUACGGAGGUCAAGAGGCCAGGAACAUGGCAUACGCACGAACGAGAAGCUCGCAAGGGCAAGGGGGGCACGCGUUCCUGAGAGCGGCUCCCACCGACCGAGCUCGAGAGAUUCCAUCGAACGAAUUCGUCUACGCGACGAGACGCGCCUUGGGAGUUGAAGAAUUCUUGGCGGAAAGAUGUCCCAGGUGCCACAGAGGCAGGGAAGGCGAGAUCAUCACAACGGUGCACGCAAGGACCUGUCGAAGGGAUGGAGCACAGGUCAACAUGCACGAGCCGUUAAAAUACGCACUAUCGAGAGCACUCAACGGCCUUCGCGUCAAACACGACGUUGAAAGCGGGGCACCGUUCACGGGGGAAAGAAACCUGAGCAUGGACAUCGUCAUCAGGCCAGGAGCCCUCACGAACGCAUCUUCUCCGGGGUACCGCAACAAAGGAAUACUCCUCGAUGUCACACACGCAGACCCGCAAGCACAGGUACACUUGCGGAACGGCAGCGCGACCAGCGAUGGAAUCGCAGCCCAAGCAUCCGAGGCGCGAAAGCGUCAGCACUACGCUCGUCCGGGACACGUGUCCUUUGACGAACGCAGCUUUAAACUUACCACCUUAGCCGUGGAAAGCUUUGGCCGCCUUGGAGAGGAGGGUUACGAGUUCAUCGAUGAACUUGCGACACAUGCCGUGGGAGGAAGGGACGGAGGAACGAUGGCUCUGAAAGGAGUCUUCAAGGAACGACUUCUUCAGAUCGUUUCGGUGGCUACACAGGUGGCCAUAUCUCGGCGAGUGCAGAGGUACAAGCUCGCAUUGCGCGGGCGUCAAGACGCCGAAAACAGGCGAACAAGAUCGACCUCGGACCAGUCAAUGCCAAUGAUAUGGGGAUGGAGUGUAGACGCAUCGUAGAACGCGUUUUCGUUUGAAGUUGGCGUCUUGUUUUGAGAGUAGAUGUGACAGAUUUGCGUAGAAUAGGGUAAGAUGUUAUCAUGAACGGAGAUGAAAGGGCUUUUCCAACACGGAGAUGUGGCAUGGAUCAAAGCAUUUGUUGGAUUUCACCUUUUACAAGCGGACAUCAACGCAGUAGUAUUUUAGCAAGCUUACGAACGCACAUAGGAUACCAUCAGGAUU